Andrographis paniculata is the source of this 2200-nucleotide messenger RNA. Its product is annotated as putative 3,4-dihydroxy-2-butanone kinase. The record is from RefSeq and is a predicted model, not a curated record. Gene Ontology annotation, cellular component: cytosol. Bases 157 to 1944 code for a protein of 595 amino acids. Gene Ontology annotation, biological process: glycerol catabolic process. Gene Ontology annotation, molecular function: glycerone kinase activity; ATP binding. The transcript has 20 exons. Lineage: Eukaryota; Viridiplantae; Streptophyta; Magnoliopsida; Lamiales; Acanthaceae.
CAAGCAUUCAACAAACAGACGACUUUAUAAAGAGGCCACUGCACCAAAUUCUCUAAAACCCUCAAAUUUUUUCUCUCGUCUGAAGGGUUUUUUUCCCCCAAAUGCUGGUCUAGAGGUUCUAUUGGAGAAUCCGCCCGAUUGCCGCUGCCUUUGUCAAUGGAUUUCCAGAGCAAGAAACUCAUCAAUGAUCCAAACGAUGUAGUAACGGAAUUCAUUGAAGGAUUGGUGGAAACUUAUCCUGGUUUGCAGUAUUUGGAUGGUUUUCCUGAUGUUAAAGUUGUUAUGCGGGCUGAUGUUUCUGGUGAAACAUACGACAAAGUAGCUGUGAUAUCAGGAGGUGGUAGUGGCCAUGAACCUGCUCAUGCUGGAUUUGUUGGAGAGGGAAUGCUGACAGCAGCAAUAUGUGGGGAUGUUUUUGCCUCUCCUACUGUUGACUCCAUUCUGGCAGGCAUUCGUUCUGUGACUGGUUCAAAGGGGUGCCUACUUAUUGUCAAGAAUUACACUGGCGACCGAUUAAAUUUUGGUUUGGCUGCGGAGCAAGCUAAGUCUGAGGGUUAUAAAGUGGAGAUGGUAAUUGUUGGAGAUGACUGUGCUCUGCCACCUCCCAGAGGCAUAGCUGGGAGAAGAGGUUUAGCUGGAACUAUUUUUGUUCAUAAGGUUGCUGGGGCAGCGGCAGCUUGUGGUCUCUCUUUAGCAGAAGUUGCUGCAGAGACAAAGAGGGCAUCAGAAAUGGUGGGUACAAUGGGGGUUGCCUUGUCUGUUUGCACAUUGCCUGGUCAAGUGACACCAGAUCGCUUGGGCCCUGGAAAAAUGGAGCUUGGCCUAGGAAUUCAUGGAGAGCCAGGAGCUGCUGUGGCUGAUCUCCAACCUGUUGACAUUGUAGUUACUCAUGUCCUUAACCAAGUUUUGUCAACGGAAACAAAUUAUGUUCCCAUAUCACGUGGCAGUAGAGUUGUGCUCAUGGUCAAUGGAUUAGGUGCCACUCCUCUUAUGGAACUGAUGAUUGUGGCUGGUAAAGCUGUUCCUAAAUUGCAGCUAGAGCAUGGACUAGCAGUUGAAAGAGUGUAUACUGGUUCAUUUAUGACCUCUCUGGAUAUGGCAGGAUUUUCAAUCUCUGUAAUGAAGGCUGAUCAAAAUAUUUUGAACCGUUUGGAUGCACCCACCAAGGCUCCAAAUUGGCCUGUUGGUUCUGGUGGUAACCGUCCACCUGCCAAGAUUCCUGUUCCUCUCCCUCCAUCUCGUUCAAAAAUGAACAAUGAGACAAUGAGUCGGCCCGAGCAGCUUAGUCCAAAUGGGCAUAUUCUUGAAGUGGCUAUUGAAGCAGCAGCAACUGCAGUCAUCAAUCUCAAGGACAGCUUAAAUGAAUGGGACAGUAAAGUUGGUGAUGGAGACUGUGGAUCAACGAUUUCUAAAGGUGCUUCUGUCAUUCUUGAAGACAUAAAAAAGAGUUAUCCACUGAAUGAUCCUGCAGAAACUGCCCGUGAAAUCGGAUGUUCCAUCAGGAAGGUCAUGGGUGGAACAAGUGGCAUCAUAUACGACAUAUUCUUUAAGGCGGCAUAUGCGCAUCUGAAAGCAAAUAUGUCUUCUGGCCUCACAGCAGUACAAUGGGCUGGUGCUCUUGAAUCUUCCAUUGAUGCGGUCAGUAAAUACGGUGGUGCCAAAGCAGGGUACCGCACGCUGUUGGAUGCACUCAUCCCUGCAGCGACUGUUCUGAAGGAGAAACUGACAGCUGGAGAAGAUCCUGCCGAGGCCUUUAUUAUAUCUGCUGAUGCCGCUGUAACCGGUGCUGAGUCAACCAAAAACAUGCCAGCACAGGCGGGUAGGUCGUCGUAUGUCUCGGCUGAUAUUCUAGCAACGGUUCCUGAUCCCGGGGCCAUGGCUGUAGCUUGUUGGUACAGAGCCGCUGCAGUAGCUGUGAAGAAUAAGUAUCAUCAGGCUUCGUAACAAUGGAUAUGGAUGGCCUCUAACAUGAAAACCCUUCCGGCACAUUUCAUUUUUUUCCCCCUUUUUUUUUCUCUGGGUUGAGGAAAUUCAUGAGCAAAUUUUUGUUCCUUAUUGUGAGCUUUCCGCUUAUGCAGUCAGAUGCGUAAAAGCUGAGAGAGCUUAAUCUUCAUCUCUUGUCUUGUGCUCUCUGAAGUCCCAAUGUAGAAUGAAUGCUGUUUAUGCCUUUCCUUGAUGAUGAUCAAACACCUGUUUUAGA